GAUGAGAAGGAUGUGUCACAAUGACAGUUCUGUGACAUGAUAGUCAAACUAAAGUUGUAAACUUAGAACAAUGAAUAUUAGAAGAAAAGCGCAGCUUAUAACAGUUAGAGGUUUCAAUGUGGAUACAAGUGGGGUUUGAUUUAUCGUAUUAGUUAAUUAGAAAAGUGACUGCACCAUGGAGGAAACGUUCUUUAAUUCAACGCCUCCAUCCUUUUCUAAAAUUUCUCCAGCUUACUGGAAUUACUCCGAUCAUAUUAUGCUGGACGACCUCAAACUGGACACAAACUUUAUUUGGCUGCUCUGUUCUUUAGUGUCUGCUAUCUCCUGGGUUAUUUAUAUAGCAUAUUAUAAUAGUAGAGUUAUCGCUUACAUCAUAACGAGAUUGUUGAAUCGAUUUGUGAUAAGGGAUGGUUACGUUAAAGUUGGAUCUUUUACGUUAUGUGCGUUGAGCGGAAAAAUAAUGUUUAGGGAUAUAGCUUACAUUACGACUGAUUAUAGUUUAAGAAUUCAAGAUGGCUGGUUGAUAUUUAGAUGGUGGAGAAGCUACGUUCCAAAGGAUGUUUCCGAAGAUCUCUCGCACUCUGACACUCGUCUGUCCGUCUUAUUGAACGGAUUUGAACUCCAUGUUUACAAUCGCUGUCAAUUCUAUGCACAAUUAGAGAAAACGUUUGGCCUCACGCCGCAAAUGUUUCACGACAUAGAAAUACACAAUGUGAAUAUCGAUGACUGCGACGCCGAGUCCAUGAGCAAUAAUGCCGCCAAUGAAAGUCGACAGCAAAUCAAUGCCAUGGAUGUGUCGAGACACGUCGAUAAUAUCAGGAGACAAGAGGCCCACGUAAUUGCCAGGACGUGGCGGGACCUCAUUCCAGUUAUCAAACUGGACAUCUGCACAGGCCGUCUGGUGUUUGGUAAUCGUCUAGUUCCAACGACUCUCUCCAUAACAGUGGAAGAGGCACACUUUGUGUAUUCGACGAAGCCCGCAGCAUCUCGCCAUGAUCAUUUUAUGCAUUUUACAAAAUGCAAUGCAGAAAACUUUAAAGUAAUUUUAGCACCCAGUCCUAAAUAUACGGGAAUGGUUGAUGAUCCCCCAAGAUACAUGGGCGAGGGUUUUGUUGUUUUGAGCUCGAACAAUAUUGAGCUCUACUAUUACAUGGAUGAGCCUGGAUUCGUCCCAGAGCAUCCAGAGAUGAUUCGGCUAGCAAAUGGUGAUGUGGUGGAAGCCAUGCCUCCCAUCUGGGGAAUAGACAUCAAAUGCGGUAAAGGUACCGACUUUAGUUACGGACCGUGGGCCGACAGACAAAGAGAGCAUCUUUUCAAAUUCUUUUAUCCCAAUGAAUAUCAGUCUCUUAAAGUGACGAAAUCUCCGAUUCCUGGAGAGAAGCGGCAAGUCCAGUCCUUCGACAUUCGACUCUCGACUUUAAACGAAGCAACGAUCGACAUAUUAUUUAGUAAAAAUAGAGAAACGAACGCAGUCCACGUGAAUGUGGGUGCGGGCUCGUAUUUAGAAAUUACAAUGCCAUGGAUAGUUUUACAAGACGGCUACUCGACCAAAAUCACCGGACAGUUGCUCCAUCUGGAGGCGACGACUAGUCUCCAGUAUCGCAGUCUGGUGGAAAGUGAGACUUUGGAAUUUGGCGUCAAGUGUCAUUAUCCCAUCAGAUGGAACGAUCAUCAAGAGUGGACGUUAAACUUGACGGGCUGCAAAGCAACUGCGAAUCUCGUCUACUCGCACAAGGAAUUUUUUCAGGAUAUGAUCAACGACUGGGGUAGCAAAUCACGACCAGACAUUUUGCAUUUUGUGCCAUACACCUGGAAAAUUAGCCUUCUAAUGAAAGAAUUUGAACUAAUAACAAUUAGUAACGAGUACAACUGGAUUGACUGUUCCUCUCAGAAUCAGGAAAAUGCGCACAUUGCCUUUUGCGGGGAAUUCUUUGACCUCUCGUUCGAUUUGCCCUUUACGGACUUUCUCCCAGUGACGAUCCCCUUGCGUUUUUGGCUUCAAGGGGAGAGUGUGGAUUUGGCCUUCUAUCUACCCGAAGUCAACACCAAUCGUGUUGUUCUGUUGGCCCUGCACAAAAAUGCCAAAAUCAUGACGAGAGACGGUUCCUGUAAACCGAUUUCGGAACUCAACCGGGGAAAAAAGUGGAGAAACGUCUGCCAGAGCGGAUUAGGUUGGGUGGAUUGUUGGUCCGUCCCGAUUGUUGCCGUGAGCAUCAACUACACUUACCAUCCCUGUUCGCCCUUGGGACCAACACCACAAGCGAACAUCACCACACCCGAGAAGGAGGAGAUCCUACUCUCUCCGAUGAGGAUACCCAGAUGCAGAAAAUCGCCUGGACUCUAUUGUUCACAGGACGGCAACCAAAAGUUUGAUCCGCAGACUUUGAUACCAGACAAAGUCAGUCUCGAGCUUGAAAUUGGCCCCUCAGUUCUCUACCUGAACGGCUCUCUGAUCAAACACUUUGUGCAUCUGAAGGAAAAUAUAUUCGGCGAUUACCAAGCGUUCACAGACAUGCAGAAAACGCAAACUAGUUCAACCUCGGUUGCUGCGGAGAAGACAAAAGACAAAGAUGCUCAGAAUAGCAGUGUGGAAGCUUCAGUGGAGGAUGAAGAAGCGAGAACAAAAGCCUUCGAUCCUCGGGACUAUCGACCUCUCGAAGUUACAGUUGGGAUCACGAUGCACGAUAUUCAGGCGCACUUGGUGAAAAACUGCAACGAGAGUGAUCCGCCGUGUCCGAUUAUUUUACUCGAGCGAUUUGGAUUUGAAAUGAGGAAGGGCUUCAGGGAAACGCAGCUUCAGUUGCUGCUCUCGCCGGCCAUCAUGCUGCUCACGGAUAAUGUCACGAGGUCGGGAAAGGAGAGACAUUUGAAUCAAGGACAUCUGAUGUUGAGUGCCUUGCAAGUGAGAGGUCACGCGAUGUUCAGCAGCGAGGGCAGGAGCCUGGACCAGGAGACUUUGGAGUACGCGUGGAUGAUCGAGGUUCAGUUGGGAAAGCUGAGUGGAAAAAUCACUUCUCCGCAGUUGCAUCAUUUGAUCACAUCGCUCGAAACUUUUCUCUUGAUGGCCAAGAAUUCGGAAAAUAGUUUGAGACCUCCCGAUUUGCCGCAUCAUUGUCAUCAUGGUUUGUCACCGCUUCAGUGUCCAGACAGCAAUCCUGAUUUACACUACAGAUGUCCAAGUUCAGAGGACAUCAAGUACAGAAUGACGAGGGUGUCGAUAGACGCAUUGGACUUGUACCUUCAAGAAUCAGGAACAGCCACUCAAAUUUGGGUUUCGCCGAUUCGUGUUUCCACCUGUAAUUUGCACGGGCAACAAGUGAAAUCUGGAGUGACUGGUGUCUUGCCCACAAUAUUAAUUCGACAAUUUGUCUCUGCAUCCGGCCAUUUUGCCAACACGAGCAAUACGAAUACGACUGGUAGUGGGCGAUCGCACAACAACGCAAGUAGCAGAAUGUCAGGUGAUGGAUCCGACAUUUGGCUUGAGGUUGGAUCCGUGUCUUUGGGUCCCGUGGUCAUUGAAGCUGCAAUCUCCCUUCCAACACCAGAGCACAAUCUUCAUUUAGUUCAAAACAAAUACUUGAAAACUCACGACGAAACGUCGAAACGACUGUGGUUCCUUUGGCCUCAGGAAAGUGGAGUGAAGCCGACGAAAUGUGGAUGCAUAGGCGGCUGCAUCUUCUUUGGCAACAAUAAAAACGGCCCGAAAUUCUUCAAGCCGAGUUAUCACGACCUCCACGAUGGAAUCAACAUUGCUGCGUACAGAAUUUACGAACCAGGAAAGGAUAAAGGGUUCGGACAGUCGAUUUUGCACCCAGGUCAAUUAGUUUUCCAUACUCCACCUUACAGUCUGCAGGACGUGACACUUCAGGAUAUAUGUUAUCCUUCCUCAAGUUUGCAAGUGCCAGGCCAAGAGGGUUCCCAAGGUUCCAAAGUAGGUGUCGAAAGAUCAAGAUCCGUCAUGGAUCACAACAAGGAUUCCAAUAUCGAGGAAAGCUCAAGUAUGAAGCUGAGCGCAACUUUUGCUAUUCCGUUGGCUGCUAGUUGUGAUGGAAAACCACUAGGACGUCGAUUUUCCUACACCUCGAAUAGGGGAUCAAAUGUGAAGGACGUUCCGUAUUCUCGAUUAGUGGACGCAAGUCCCAUUAAUCAACUACCACUGAAAUUGGAUUCAGAUUCAAUUUUGAAUACUGAACGUAGCAAAUCAAUUCUAAAUGUCCCUGAAAUAGAAACGGCGCCAAAGAGCAGUGCUUCCGAUUCAAAACUGGCUGUGGAUUACUUCAGUGUUCCAGAAAACGAGUUCUUUCAACAAAGUGCUAGUCCACAACUUUUAAAAAUCGUGACCACAGAACCGAGUCCAGUAUCCACCAAUGCCAAAGGAACUGAUUGUGUCAACGUUUCUGACUCGCAUCAUUCACUCUCGGCAAGAUCAGAUUCCGAGGAAAGACUGAAGCAAGAGGUUCAACGAACCGUAUCCAUGUCCUCUGAAAAUCACUCCGAAGCAUUUUAUUCGGCUGAUGAAGACAUCAGUCAUGGUCUGGGAGGAAGUCAAACUCCUAGUUUACGUCAGUCGAUGAUAGGGUCCGGUCCGAUUCCAACUCGAAAUGACAGCAUCAAGAAGAAGUUUUCUUCCGACCUGUCGAUUGUCGAAAGUUCGGCGAAUGUCAAUCUCGUUGUGGCUGAGAAGGCGCAUACGCUCGAACGAACGAAACCGCAAUCUCUGUAUGCGCGAAAAAGUCCGAGAAUUCAAAAUCAUACGUCUUUUAAGAAAGACGCUGAAGCAACUGAAAAUGGCAUUCUUCAGGAUUCGUCCGACAGUCAUUCCAUUUCCUCGACGAGUUUCAUAUCGGCAGUUUCUUCGCAGGAGGAUAUGACUUUGGUGAAUUUGCAUAUGCAGGUUAAUAAACCGAUCGUCGACUCGCCACUUUUGAUGUCCAGUUACGUUAGUCACUUGACUCAGGUUCGUUGUUGUAAUUGGAGUGAGUCUUCGUUGCCAAGUGGAGGCGACGCUUUUACAACUCCUCUGUUUCAACCAACCAAAGAUGGACGAUUGGUCUACGUUGGAGGACGCUACGUUCCGAAAUAUGAGACUGUUACUGAAGGUUUUACAACUCUUAAAAUGAUCACACGGAACGAAGGAUCGCCGAAGGCGUGCUCCUCCAACAGAACACCGACUCACCCCUACCUCUGGGACAGUUCGACAUUGAUAAGUUCUGAAGGUGAAGAUGAUGGAGCGACACAUGACGAGGAAGAACUUUUGGCUGUUCAGCAUGAGACUGGAUCGCGGACAACAGUCAUUGUCAAACUUAAAGGCGACGUUGACAUCAUGUUGAGUCCCAUGGUUUUAGAAUCACUGCAGCGGUUCAUCGACGCGAUUACUCCCACUUUAGCGAAUUUGCACCCUCUCACUAUAUUAAAUCACGUCCAUAACGAAUGCAUUGGAAAGGUCGAGGAUGCAAAUAUCUUGAAGCAGGAUCAAAGUUUGUCCUACUGGAGUCAAGUUCAAACGAGCUCGAAGCGAUCAACAGCGGAGAGGAAUGUCAAAGGCGACAAUGGUAAAAUUGCUUUGCAGACGAGUGUUUACGAAGAAAGUAUUACUACCCAAAUACAGGGCAGCAUUACAUUGCCAAAGAUAAAUAUCACCCUGCUUCAAGCGUCAGUGGUGGAGGAAAUAAUUUCAUUCUCUGCCCUCGACAAUAUUCGCGAUUUGACCUGUGUCUCAUUGUUUGCAAUUUGCUUCGAUGAAGUGACAGCGAGAUUUUACCUCGGAAAGCAGGCUCGAGAAGUCGUGCAAACAUUCCACAAGCCGGCCGUUUUGCCGAAUCAAAAGAAAGUCAACAAAAUCACGAAAGCUUUUUUGCCCGGCCACCGAACAGCCGCUGUUGUUGCGGAUAUUGGGGGCGGCGAAACAGUUUAUAUCGAGACAUCGGAAAAACAGCAGGAAGAGAUUAUAGUGACAUUGAACGUUGGAAAAGUUCACUCUCAAUUACGGAGGCUGAGGAACGAAUCGUCAAUCUUGAAAGACGCUGUGAUAACUGCCAUACCCGCACACUAUUCCAAAGUUUUAUUCACCUGUACCAGAAUUACAUUUCCCUUAAAGUGUGUCGAUUAUUACCUCCAGCAACCUCUAGAUGAAAAGGAAAAACAGAGCAAACAAAUGGGUCCACCGCAAGCCACUGAAGAGUUUACAAUGGGAAGUGGAGAAGACAGACUUGGGUUUAUAAUGUUUGAAUGCGGUUUCGAAGGCAUUAAACUGAAGGUCGCCAAGAGAUCGCAAUUUGAGAAAGGUGAAAAUGGAACUGACGAGAAGAAAGUCGAGACCGAAAUCUUGUACACUGAUAGUAUGAAGAGUCAAGAUGAAUUGGAUAACACUGCAACUGCAGAAACACUCGAAGCCGAUUCUGGAGCUUCAACAACGCCAAACACAGCUCCAGCAAACACAAGCGCGACGAGCAACAACAACAACACAAUUACGAAAGCAACAAAUGGAAAUACGGUUUCUUGUGUGAUAGAAUUGAGAACCGUGUGGUUUAAUUUUGCCGCUCCACCACGAACACCCAUCACCAGAAAAAUUGACUACACCAGAUUAGAUUGGAACCUGCUCAGCACAGCUUCUCCAGCCAUAAACGCCUGGAUGAAUCCGAGCAACAGAUUUGCGAUCCGAAUAAUUCAUAUGUUUCGGUCCAUGUAUAGAAGAUCGACCGCGGUUGUCGCGUGCUUGAUGGCUGAAGCUUUGGACAUUCAAGGCAUCCAUAUGCCUGCAAAGAGUCGAUAUGGUAGAUUAACGCCACUAGCCAAAACUCUGCAAGAGGACCCUUCUUGUCAAUUAUGUAGCGUUUUACAGAAUUAUGUUUUACUCUCCGACAUCACCAUGAUUGAAGACAAUCUCAGAGAAACUGACUUGCCUCUUUUAUCGACUCUUCGACAAGGCGUGAUUGUCCUAAGCAGACAAUGGAAAAAUGUUCUCUAUACACCAUUAUUGCUCGAGCAUAAUUAUAAAACUAAACACGUGAAGCCGCUGAACGUGACUUUUGCAGUUUCUGAUCCAGAUGAGGAUUACAUCGAGCAAUAUGUAAGCGAGACGGAUGAGGAAGAAAUCCUAGAUAAUGAGAGGACUAUUUGUGGUGAUGGUUUGACGGUACCGGUAAGCUCUCCUCGUGGGAGAGAUACCACUCCUUUAUCAACACCGGUUGCAGUCCCGGACUCACUAACCUCUCCCUCUCCACCAGUUGCUCUUUCAAAGAAAAAAAGUUCGCUGCAACCUACCCAAGUGCCUGUUAGUACCCGUGCCAGUAUUGUCUUUCCAUUGCUUGCAAGUGGAGGAUUGUUUAACCAGCCAAGAGAACCCAACAUCAGCUAUGGUACUCUGCGAGAGGAUAAGACACCUCAGAUUUAUGUCUCGCAUUCUCACCAACUCGGAUCCAAUCCAAGUAUCUAUUCCGGAGGCGGAGGUCAUGGUAGUCAACACAGCACUGGAAGUUUGGACCAGAUUACAUCACCAACUGGAUUCAAUUCAAGCAGACCAGUUAAUGCAGGCGAAGAUUUGUACAGUUGGAUGGCCAAGCAGCAAGAAUUUAUAAAAGAGAAUGACAAGGGGCAUCUAAAAGGAAAUUGGGUCUUUCGAACUGAGCAAAAGAGCGCUAAGGAUUCGAAAAUUAACACAAUGACUACUGACGACACUGAGGACUCGGAUGUUCAAAGUGGUCCUUUUCUGUACCCAAUGAAAGAUUCCUUGAGACUGCUGGAUGCUCACCUGAUUUUCGAACCUCUUUUAUCAUCUUUAUCUGUGAUGCCACAACAAAUGCUCUCAGCGAUUGGCUCCAGCAACUUGAACAACGUUUCGUCCUUAGAUUCUCUAGGGUCGAAUCUGUCUCUUGUGGGAAGCAUGGAGACAAUGAGAAUCGAUAUUGUCGUCAGUGAGUUCGGAAAAGUUACAGACAAAAAGAAAGGAACCAAGUACCCAACGAAGAAAGGAGCAGCAAAGUUCCAUCUCGACAUACCUCCCGAAACUCCUGCUUUCUUAUGCGAAAAAAUUGGCAUUGAUAUUGACAUCAAGAAGAUGGCUGACAUGGCUGUGGACGACAUGAUUCAAAAGCAAAAUGUUUUGUACAUCUCCAGAGGACAGUUGAAAAAGCACACAAGCACCGUUGUCAAUUUUAGUCUGAAUAUACGCUACAUCAGUCAGCAAGUGAACAUGCCACUUUUGCGAUUGUUGCAUCAAAUUAGCAAUAUGUAUCAAAAUUUUAAGGAAACGCAAUUGGAGUUGAAGGAGCAGCAACCGGAAAUCAAGAGAAACAAUACUCUUCUUGUUAAUGAUGCCACAAACAAAAAUGGAUCAUUGUCAACAUCGGAUCUCCAGGAGCAACUUCUGACGGACAGUAAAAAAUCGAACGAGCCUCUUUUACGCAGUAAUUUCGAUCCAACUCAGAAAGUAAUUUCUCCGUCCGCGAGUAUCAGAUCCCGUCCACAGAGUUUCGCCCAAAAAUUGCGAAGCACUGGCAAAAGUGUGAAGGGCUACAUCAAUUUGAGCGAGGGUGUCAUCACCCCGAAUUUCGGUGCAAGUCCAAGUGGUUCCGGUUUGGAUAAAUUUAGCAUUUUGUCCGAGAAAUGCAAGGAUUCGUCGAAAUUGGCGCCACGCUGCUGGAAAACGAUUUACUACCUCCUGGAUUUGUACGCAACGAAACCGGAAACGAAAACGGUCGCUCAUCGAUUCUCUGUUCCGGCUGAUACGUCCGAAAGCAAUUACAAAGGCGGAAAGAAGUAUGAGGCGCUGAAUGAAACGAAAGACACGGAUAUAGAAAAAGGAAUAAAUGCCGAAACUAGUUCCACCCCUGUACCUCCGCCAAGAGAGCUCAAUUUGGUGACUGGUGAAAGAACAAGACUGAUUAUCUUCGGAGUAGCUAGGAUUCAUAGGACCAGACUUUUAGCCACUUUGAGUGGUUUGAAGCUGGAAGCAGAGAUAACGAGUCUGCAUGCGAGUUUAACUUGUCGGAAAAAGUCGCGACCGGCGAGUCUCGAGUGCAGUCUGACGGGCCAAGUCGGCCGGACAAUGAUAGUUUUGCUAGAAGGCGUAGCACCCAAUCAGCAAACGGUGGUCAAAGUAACAGUGGGAAAGUCGCAAGCUUUGUACUCGAGUGUCACUAGAAAACAGAAGGAUAAAAACAGUGGCUUACUGACUGUGGGCGCUGUAAAUAUUGACAUUCCGCAGCAUCCAGUUGCUCUGCAUGGAAUGAUGACCAGGGGAAGCAAACAACUCUCUUCAACCCUUCAGGAACUUCGAGUUACGAGAGCAUCGUCGAGAUUAUCUCGAGGACAACAGCAAGAAGAAAAUGAAGGCCCGCCAGCAAGUCCACAUCAAUAUCCUCCAGCACCUACGAUAGAUGUUGAAAAACCUCAGCCUGUUUCUAGUCUGCUCGAACCGAUCGUCAUGCAAUUUCACGUUAUUCUGCAAAGUCUGAGCAUCACUGCAGCCCUACUUCCUUCCUUACAAGCCCAAUACAAAAUGGACCAAGUGACCAGUUCCGGCAUAACUGGUAGCAAGGCAAAAUUUACGAUCGAUCUGCCGCAACACAGUUUGAGUUUCACAACUAAAUUGCAAGUGACGGAAGCGAAUUUGCCUUCCGAAGCGAGUGUCGAACUUCCCAAAGUUCACGUUUCGGCGGAAUACAUACAAGAUGGAAGCAGCAGUUUCAACGAAAACAAACUUGCGGGUGAGCUUCAUUCGAAUUUAUUAUACAUAUUUAGAUGGUUGCUCCACGACUGGGUAGACAUGGAAAAGUCACUGAGAUUAUGA
Belonocnema kinseyi is the source of this 9790-nucleotide messenger RNA. RefSeq names its product transmembrane protein KIAA1109-like (gene tweek). Gene Ontology annotation, biological process: synaptic vesicle endocytosis. The record is from RefSeq and is a predicted model, not a curated record. The coding region runs from base 176 to 9790 and encodes 3204 amino acids. NCBI's taxonomy places the organism in Eukaryota, Metazoa, Arthropoda, Insecta, Hymenoptera, Cynipidae. The transcript is spliced from 28 exons.